AUGACACUGACUUCAAAAAAAGAAGGUUUAUUUUCAAUUGACAGGAUGCCAGCAGCAACACCACCAGCCGAAAAUGGCGCGCCGCGCAGCGAGCUGGAACAGCUCCAAUUACGUGCCGGACAAGUUACUGAUGAGUCCCUGGAGUCAACGCGACGUAUGAUGCAACUAUGCGAGGAGAGUCACGAGGUGGGCAUGAAAACCCUGGUCAUGCUGGAUGAACAGGGCGAGCAAUUGGAUAGAAUCGAAGAGGGGAUGGAUCAGAUCAACGCGGACAUGCGUGAAGCGGAGAAGAAUCUUUCCGGUAUGGAGAAAUGUUGCGGUAUCUGCGUAUUGCCAUGCAACAAGGGUGCUUCGUUUAAGGAGGACGAUGGCACAUGGAAAGGAAAUGAUGACGGUAAGGUCGUGAACAAUCAGCCGCAGCGAGUGAUGGACGAACGUAACGGCAUCGGUCCGCAGGCUGGUUACAUUGGCAGGAUAACAAACGACGCCCGAGAAGAUGAAAUGGAGGAGAACAUGGGCCAAGUGAACACGAUGAUUGGUAAUUUGCGUAACAUGGCCAUCGACAUGGGCUCCGAGCUCGAGAACCAGAACCGGCAGAUCGACCGCAUCAACCGCAAGGGUGAAUCGAAUGAAACGAGAAUAAAGGUCGCCAACCAGCGCGCCCACGAGCUCCUCAAGUAA
This is a messenger RNA of Leptosia nina, 681 nucleotides long. NCBI's taxonomy places the organism in Eukaryota, Metazoa, Arthropoda, Insecta, Lepidoptera, Pieridae. The record is from the annotation of a GenBank genome assembly.